UGGGCCCGUCGGGCGCCGCCACCAUGGAGGAGUGGCGGCAGUGCGGCCGCUGGCUCAUUGACUGCAAAGUCCUGCCCCCCAACCACAGGGUAGUGUGGCCCUCGGCCGUGGUCUUCGACCUGGCCCAGGCGCUGAGGGACGGGGUGCUGUUGUGUCAGCUGCUACACAACCUCUCACCUGGAUCUAUAGACCUCAAAGAUAUCAACUUCAGGCCACAGAUGUCCCAGUUUCUAUGUCUGAAGAACAUUCGGACCUUCUUGAAAGUCUGCCAUGAUAAGUUUGGGUUACGGAACAGUGAGCUGUUUGAUCCUUUUGACCUGUUUGAUGUUCGAGAUUUUGGGAAGGUCAUCUCUGCAGUGUCUAGACUCUCUCUGCACAGUAUUGCACAGAACAAAGGAAUUAGGCCCUUCCCCUCAGAAGAGACCACAGAGAAUGACGAUGAUGUAUAUCGGAGUUUGGAGGAGUUGGCUGAUGAACAUGAUCUGGGUGAGGAUAUCUAUGACUGCGUCCCGUGUGAAGAUGAAGGUGAUGAUAUCUAUGAGGAUAUUAUUAAAGUGGAAGUCCAACAGCCUAUGAAAAUGGGAAUGACAGAAGAUGACAAAAGAAAUUGCUGCUUGCUAGAAAUUCAGGAAACAGAAGCCAAAUACUACAGGACUCUUGAAGACAUUGAAAAGAACUACAUGAAUCCUCUGAAGCUGGUGCUGAGCCCUCUGGACAUGACCGCCAUCUUUAUUAACCUGGAGGACUUAAUUAAAGUGCACAACAGCUUCCUAAGGGCCAUUGAUGUAUCAAUGAUGGCUGGUGGGAGCAGCCUGGCCAAAGUCUUUCUAGAAUUCAAAGAAAGGCUACUGAUCUAUGGGGAAUACUGCAGCCAUAUGGAGUAUGCCCAGAACACUCUGAACCAUCUUAUUGCCAAUCGAGAAGAUUUCAGGCAAAAAGUGGAGGAAUGCACCUUGAAGGUCCAAGAUGGGAAGUUUAAAUUGCAAGAUCUGCUAGUGGUGCCAAUGCAACGGGUUCUGAAAUAUCACCUCCUCCUGAAGGAACUCCUCAGCCACUCUGCGGAUCGUCCCGAGAGGCAGCAGCUCAAGGAAGCACUGGAGGCCAUGCAGGACUUGGCGAUGUACAUAAAUGAAGUCAAACGGGACAAAGAAACCUUAAAGAAAAUCAGUGAAUUUCAGAGUUCUAUAGAAAACUUGCAAGUCAAACUGGAAGAAUUUGGGAGGCCAAAGAUUGAUGGGGAAUUAAAAGUUCGAUCCAUUGUAAACCAUACCAAACAAGAUAGGUAUUUAUUUUUGUUUGAUAAAGUGGUGAUUGUCUGUAAGAGGAAAGGCUACAGUUACGAGCUGAAGGAGAUCAUCGAGCUGCUCUUCCACAAAAUGACAGAUGAUCCAAUGAACAACAAGGACAUCAAGAAGUGGUCUUACGGGUUCUACUUAAUUCACCUGCAAGGGAAGCAGGGCUUCCAGUUUUUCUGCAAGACCGAAGACAUGAAAAGAAAAUGGAUGGAGCAGUUUGAAAUGGCAAUGUCAAACAUUAAACCAGAGAAGGCCAAUGCAAACCAUCACAACUUCCAGAUGUACACGUUCGACAAGACAACCAACUGUAAAGCAUGCAAGAUGUUCUUAAGGGGGACUUUCUAUCAAGGCUAUCUUUGCACUAAAUGUGGAAUUGGGGCACAUAAAGAAUGCUUAGAAGUGAUUCCACCCUGCAAAAUAAGGCCCAUUGGAUACAUAUGUCUACCUAAAUAUAUCUGCAACUGUUCUCCUGUAGACUCGGACGCACUAAGUGCAGGAGCUGGUCCUAAGAUGGUGGCAGUGCAGAAUUACCAUGGUAUUCCGGCUCCUCCCGGGAAGCCAGUGUUGACUUUCCAAACAGGCGAUGUGAUCGAAUUGUUGAGAGGCGACCCUGAGUCUCAGUGGUGGGAAGGAAGGUUAAUGCAGACCAAGAAGUCGGGUUAUUUUCCUAGUUCAUCUGUGAAGCCCUGCCCUGUGGAUGGACGGCCUCCAAGCAGCAGGCCCCUAUCCAGGGAAAUAGACUAUACCACAUACCCCUGGUUUGCAGGCAAUAUGGAGCGACAGCAGACUGACAACUUGUUGAAAUCCCAUGCAAGUGGGACGUACUUGAUCCGAGAAAGACCUGCGGAGGCAGAGCGAUUUGCCAUAAGUAUAAAGUUCAAUGAUGAAGUGAAACACAUUAAGGUGGUGGAGAAAGACAACUGGAUUCAUAUCACAGAAGCAAAGAAGUUUGAAAGCCUAUUGGAGUUAGUAGAAUACUACCAAUGCCACUCACUCAAGGAGAGUUUUAAACAACUGGACACCACCCUGAAGUACCCUUACAAAUCUCGAGAACGCUCAGCCUCAAGAGCCUCCACCCGGUCACCAGCCUCCUGUGCUUCCUACAACUUUUCUUUUCUCAGUCCUCAGGGCCUCGGCUUUGCCUCCCAGAGCUCCUCCACACCCUUCUGGUCAGUGUUCACUCCCCGUGUUAUUGGCAUGGCCGUGGCCAGGUACAACUUUGCCGCCAGGGACAUGCGGGAACUCUCGCUUCGAGAAGGUGACGUGGUGAAGAUCUACAGCAGGAUUGGUGGUGACCAGGGCUGGUGGAAGGGAGAAACCAAUGGAAGGAUUGGCUGGUUUCCGUCAACAUAUGUGGAAGAGGAGGGUGUGCAGUGACAACUGGAUUUGGGAUGAAGCCCAUGGAUUCUCUGAGAAGAGUCUCUCUAGAGAGGGUGCAAACCUCUAGUUAAUUCAGAGGGAAAUGUCCUCCAAGCUUCCAGUAUUAAACAGCCUGAAGGGGUUGGGGAAAGGGUUGGGGGGGGAGGGAGACAAGAUACUAAAUGCAAACCAUUUACAAAUCAGUCAUCUGCCAUUGGUGACCCAUCCCAGGGUACAGGACUUGUAUAUAAAACUUAACAGUGUAUCUCAGAUUACAUUGCUACAGCGUUACCCACCAUCCCAGAGAAGGGGAAAUACAGAACCUUUCUGAGCCCAGAGACUAGUUUGUUGGAAGUUGACUGUUGGCCAUUGCCAGGCUUGCUACUCCAGAGGGCACCUGGGACCAAGGAAGAAAACCCACCACUCUCUUGGUGAUGGCGUCUGCAGUAUCAGAGGGCAGUGGGGGAAAGUCCCUGAAAUGAGGACUGGCAGAAGAUUCCCACGAACUCCUCUCCUUACCUUCUCCCUGGAGUCCUCACUUGCUGCUAGCUCUGACACCUAGUGCUUCAGGAUGAAGGACCCCUUAAUGUGUCUCCAUCCAGAUCACCAGCCAAGUCCUGGGCUGCAGCUGCUGAGGGAAGGGGCCGGCCUGGGGGCUGCUGUGCACAGAAGGAAGGUGACCAGUCCAAAGUGUUGUGUGUGUAAUAUUGACUCAUCCUUGGAUCAUAGAUUUAAAGCUGGAGGAACCUGAGAGAGGCCACCUAAUCCGUAGCUAUUUUCGAAAUGGUUUGCCUUGGGUUUCCUCUGGGCUAGGGAGGCUGGGGAAGGGAAUGGAAAACCCACCUGUCACAAGAAGCACCCUUUCCCUGGGGGAAGUUGGGGAAAUGAAGGUAGCUUCAAGAUGCUGAAACUCCUGUCAAUGGUACCACUUGUAUUUGCAUCAAAUAUUAUCUCCCCCCACAAAAACAACAACAAAGACAAAAUACUUUUUUUUCCUUCUGCUGAAGUACCUAGAAUGUAUUCAUAUGCUAUUUCCUACAAACUGGCAAACAGAAACUGAGUUCCUAAAUGGGAUCAGGGAGAAAAAGAUGGUUUUCUUAUGUUAGGGACUUUACUUCUCAUAGACCUCUUGGGGUUCCACAACUCCCAUGGAGUCCCCCGUGUAGUUUCCUAGGGGCCUCCUCAAAAAAAAAAUAGCAAUGCCUAGGUGUCUUCACCAUGGUUUCUAAGACUGUGCUCCAUUUUCCAUACCCCAACACUUGGUUGUCCCCUCUCAUCUCAGCAAAGUUCUUUUCUUCUGGGGCUUCCCUCAGUCCCCCAACCCAGAGUCUGCUUUUAGCUCACAUCAGAUAAGUGCUCUUGUGAGUGGUUACUCCCCAUUCCACCUUCUAAUGCUUCUUGUCUCUCCCCCACCUCCAGCCUCUGUUCCUGCAGUCCUAGUCAAUCAUUUACCCUAAAGGAGACUAGAAUCAUAGAUUUAGAGCUGGGAAGGGACCUUAGAGAUCAAUUUGGUCCAGUUCCAUCAUUUUACAGAUGAGGAAACUGAGGCCCAGAGGAGUCAAAUAACAUGCCAAAGGUCGCACAAGUAAUAAGGAGCAGAAGUGGGAUUAGAACCCAGAGCCUUUGACUCUCAAUCAUGUUCUUUCCAUGGUACCACACUGCACUGCACUCUGUCUGCGAGGCAAGCACCUUAGUCUUGCCUGUAUCUGUUUCUUUUUCUUGACCUUAUUUGAGAUUGAGAAGGGUUGCCUUGCUUGAUCUUUUUUUGUGCCAAAGCUGCUGGCAGAAAAAUCAUCCCAUACCAGCCCCAGGGCAGACUGAAAGCUUUCAUUCAGCCACUUGGUGGCUAGGGAAGGAGGAGGUUGAAGGGAGGAGGGAGGUGGUGAAGAGAAGGGAUUUAACAGCUCACUAAUCUCCCUCCUAGGAGGAAGGCACCCAGAGAGGUAGGUGAGAGCUGUUUGGUUGUUUUAGCUUCUGCUGCUGUUUGGUGCUAACUGACCGGCAAUUAGCCUGGUUGGUUCAUUUCUCCAUUAACUGUGACUGUUUCUGGACCAAUCAUACAUUCCUUAUAUCCAGGAGAUUGGGGAAGGAGGGAUGGAAAAACAUCCUCCAAAGACCUAUGCAGUGGUGAGAUAUUUAGAAAAACAUUUGUAAAAAUGGCUGUGUCAAGUAGGCCUCUAGCCCUCAAGAUGAGCACCCCAGAGUCAAGACUGCUUCCUCUCCCCAUCCCCUGAGCCCUUUGGGUGCACUUUGCCAGGGACUGACAACUCUGAGUCAGGAAUUUGUCUGAAUGGAAUCAGUCAUUCCUGAGAGGGGAGGGGUGGGGUGGGAAGGGACAGAGGUAAGGAAGGAUCUUUGUUUGUGUUUACUGUUGUAAGAAACUCGUUCUGGUUUUGUUUUUGUUUGUUUUGUUUUUAAAGAAAAAAGUUUGUAAUUAUUUCUCCAAAUGCCAUGAUAUAUAUCUGUGAAUAAGGGAAAAAAUGUUUUUAUGCUGGCAAGAAAAUUGUAUAUAUAUUUUAGUUCAUCAUGAAAUGAGUCAAAGUUGUAAGUGAGGAUGUUGAGAAAUAGGAAAUAAUAAUGUAAAUGCCUUGGAAUUUUUGUUUCUUUGCAUUGCACUAACCAGGGAGGGAGAGUUAGGGGGCAAGGGGGGAUUGUGGAAUAGUUCAUAGCUGGCAAUUGGGAAGUCCUCUAGGGGUAGUUUAUAAUCCUGGGUUAGGAAAGUUGCUGUGACUGAGAAGCCCUUUGCAUGCAGGUGAGGGAUUUCUCAGUUGCAGCACACCCCAUAAUGCCCGCAACCAAACAGAAAUGUAAUUUUGCCAAUAAAUUUUUUUCAAAUCAUGAUUUUUACUGCAAAUAAACAUACAUUCUUUUUCUGCAGAA
Phascolarctos cinereus (koala) is the source of this 5534-nucleotide messenger RNA. RefSeq names its product vav guanine nucleotide exchange factor 2 (gene VAV2). The record is from RefSeq and is a predicted model, not a curated record. NCBI's taxonomy places the organism in Eukaryota, Metazoa, Chordata, Mammalia, Diprotodontia, Phascolarctidae. Gene Ontology annotation, molecular function: protein binding; guanyl-nucleotide exchange factor activity. Gene Ontology annotation, biological process: intracellular signal transduction; regulation of GTPase activity; cell migration. Gene Ontology annotation, cellular component: cytoplasm.